Messenger RNA from Neomonachus schauinslandi (Hawaiian monk seal), 3085 nucleotides. RefSeq names its product solute carrier family 15 member 1 (gene SLC15A1). Gene Ontology annotation, cellular component: membrane. Lineage: Eukaryota; Metazoa; Chordata; Mammalia; Carnivora; Phocidae. The coding region runs from base 217 to 2343 and encodes 708 amino acids. Gene Ontology annotation, biological process: oligopeptide transport; transmembrane transport. The transcript has 23 exons. Gene Ontology annotation, molecular function: dipeptide transmembrane transporter activity. The record is from RefSeq and is a predicted model, not a curated record.
CCCCCAGCUGGGGCUCAAGGGGCACUCACCUCUGCUCCCUGCUGGGCCCCCGCCUCCGAGGGUGGAGCCGGGCCGCCCCGCCUGCACACCUCCAGCUGCACAGGUGGCUGGGCAGGGCCUGGAAACAAAAUUAUAAGAGCAACACCUUAAAAAAAAAAAGUCCCCUCUCCUGGACUCCCCGCUCGCCAGUCGCCGGGAGCCCUCGGAGCCGCCACCAUGGGAAUGUCCAAGUCAUGGAAUUGCUUUGGCUAUCCCUUGAGCAUCUUCUUCAUCGUGGUCAAUGAAUUCUGUGAAAGAUUUUCCUACUAUGGAAUGAGAGCACUCCUGAUUCUGUACUUCAGCCGGUUCAUUGGAUGGGACGAUAAUCUGUCCACGGCCAUCUACCACACGUUUGUGGCUCUCUGCUACCUGACGCCAAUUCUGGGCGCAUUGAUUGCUGACUCCUGGCUGGGAAAGUUCAAGACAAUUGUGUCGCUCUCCAUUGUCUACACCAUUGGACAGGCAGUCACUGCAGUGAGCUCAAUUACUGACCUCACAGACUUCAACCAUGAUGGAACCCCCGACAACCUUUCCGUGCAUGUGGCACUGUCCAUGAUUGGCCUGGCCCUGAUAGCUCUGGGAACUGGAGGGAUAAAGCCCUGUGUGUCUGCAUUUGGUGGAGAUCAGUUUGAAGAGGGCCAGGAAAAACAAAGAAACAGAUUCUUUUCCAUCUUUUAUUUGGCCAUUAAUGCUGGAAGCUUGCUUUCUACUAUCAUCACUCCAAUACUCAGAGUUCAACAGUGUGGAAUUCACAGUAAACAAGCUUGUUACCCACUGGCGUUUGGGGUUCCUGCAGCUCUCAUGGCUGUAUCUCUGAUUGUGUUCAUCGUUGGCAGUGGAAUGUACAAGAAGUUUCAGCCCCAGGGUAAUGUCAUGGCUAAAGUUGUCAAGUGCAUUGGCUUUGCCCUCAAAAAUAGGUUUAGGCACCGGAGUAAGGCGUUUCCCAAGAGGGAGCACUGGCUGGACUGGGCUAGAGAGAAAUACGACGAGCGGCUCAUCUCUCAAAUUAAGAUGGUUAUGAGGGUGAUGUUCCUGUACAUUCCACUCCCAAUGUUCUGGGCCCUGUUUGACCAGCAGGGCUCCAGGUGGACGCUGCAAGCAACAACUAUGAAUGGGAAAAUUGGACUUAUUGAAAUUCAGCCGGAUCAGAUGCAGACCGUGAACGCCAUCUUGAUCGUGAUCAUGGUCCCCAUCAUGGAUGCCGUGGUGUAUCCCCUGAUUGCAAAAUGUGGCUUCAAUUUCACCUCCUUGAAGAAGAUGACAGUUGGAAUGUUCCUGGCUUCCAUGGCUUUUGUGCUGGCGGCAGUUGUGCAGGUGGAAAUUGAUAAAACUCUCCCAGUCUUUCCCAAGCAAAACGAAGUCCAAGUUAAAGUAUUGAAUAUAGGAAACGGUAACAUGACUGUAUUUUUUCCUGGAAAGGAGGUGAUACAUCCCCAAAUGACUCAAACAAAUGAAUCUAUAACUUUUGAUGGAGACAAACUGAUAAAUAUAAACAUUUCUUCUCCUGGAUCACCAGUCACUCCAGUGAUUUAUAAUUUUGAGCAGGGCCAUCGCCAUACCAUUCUAGUGUGGGCCCCCAAUCAUUACCAAGUGGUAAAGGAUGGCCUUAACCAGAAGCCAGAAAAAGGAGAAAAUGGAAUCAGAUUUGUAAAUAGUUUUAAUGAGAGCUUCAACAUCACAAUGGGCGAGAAAGUUUAUGUGAAUGUGACCAGUCACAAUGCCAGCGAGUAUCAGUUUUUUUCUUCCGGCGUAAAACACUUUAAAAUAAGCUCAACACAACAGAUCCCACAAGACUGUGUAAAUGAUUUCCAAUCCAGCCUUGAGUUUGGUAGUGCAUUCACCUAUGUAAUCGGAAAGAAGGAUACUGGCUGCCCUGAAUUGCACACGUUUGAAGAUAUUCCACCGAACACAGUUAACAUGGCUCUGCAGAUCCCGCAGUAUUUCCUCCUCACCUGCGGAGAGGUGGUUUUCUCUAUCACGGGACUGGAGUUCUCAUAUUCUCAGGCCCCCUCCAACAUGAAGUCGGUGCUUCAAGCAGGAUGGCUGUUGACGGUGGCCAUUGGCAACAUCAUCGUGCUUAUAAUAGCAGGAGCAGGCCAGAUCAGCGAACAGUGGGCUGAGUACAUUCUAUUUGCGGCAUUGCUCCUGGCUGUCUGCGUAAUAUUUGCCAUCAUGGCCCGAUUCUAUACUUACAUCAAUCCAGCGGAGAUUGAAGCUCAGUUUGAUAAUGAGGAUGAGAAAAAGAACCUGGAAAAGAUGCAUAUACAUUCCACGACGGCUCCUGUCUCGCAGACCCAGAUGUGAAUGUCAGGAAGCAAGUGGAGGACGGACUGGGUCCAGAAUGUGCCCUUACUUCUGUCCCCUGGUUGCAGGACAUUCUGAUGGGGAAGACUUCAGAAUUGUGAACCAAGAAAGCUCUUUUCCAAGCAGCCAGCAAUGAACCUAAAACUCUGGAAGAAGUCCUUUCCUUUUAAGAAAAGUCAUAUUUAAAGCAUGGAGAUACAUACACACACAUACACCCUUGUUUCUACAAUGAUGAAUACACACCCUGCCUUUAACUCCUUUUCUGCCACAUAAAUGAAGUUAUUUUGGACUAACUAGUCAUUUUUUGAAGGGGUGGCAAAGUUCCAUAUUGUUUGCAUUUUAACCCUCUUUGAAAACACCGUUAAAUGAGGCAGGAGCCGAUGUGAAAAGUGAAUUUACAUGCUUUAGAAUGGCAUGUAAUAAUAAGCACCAGCUCGUAUUAACUGAUAACAUUACCUUUUGUUUUUUUGUUUUAUUUUUUCCAUUCCUUAGCUCUUUUUAAAUUUUGUAUGACUCAAAAGACCACUCAGGUAAAGGCCAGUAAUGAUUUUUGGAGUUUCAAGUAUGAAAUACAUUCCUGUUCUUAAGAAUAAGUGUCAGUGUGUUUUGGGGGUAGGAUAAGAAAUCCUUAACCUGUGUCCCGAUUCUAAAAGUUGUGUAUGCUCAAUAAAAUGUCAUCAGGAGUUGAUAAAAGUAUGAACAAAAGCAAUGGCCACAUACAAUAAAUUCCAGGAACAUGAAA